Messenger RNA from Serinus canaria (Common canary), 1610 nucleotides. RefSeq names its product TIMELESS interacting protein (gene TIPIN). Gene Ontology annotation, molecular function: DNA binding. The coding region runs from base 336 to 1232 and encodes 298 amino acids. NCBI's taxonomy places the organism in Eukaryota, Metazoa, Chordata, Aves, Passeriformes, Fringillidae. Gene Ontology annotation, biological process: DNA damage response; replication fork processing; replication fork arrest. The transcript has 8 exons. Gene Ontology annotation, cellular component: nucleus; replication fork protection complex. The record is from RefSeq and is a predicted model, not a curated record.
CUCGCGGGACCCGGCGCGCGCGGGGGUGGCCGCGGCCCCUCAGCCCGGCCCGCGAUUCCUUCGCGGCUGGAGCCGCUCCGGAGAGCGCUCCUGGAACAGAGGAACAGAUCCAGUCCUGCUAUUGCCUCAGCCCGGAGAGCGCUCCUGGAACAGAGGAACAGAGCCAGUCCUGCUAUUGCCUCAGCCCGGAGAGCGCUCCUGGAACAGAGAAACAGAGCCAGUCCUGCUAUUGCCUCCGGCCGGGAGCUCUGGGUCAGCUUCCCUGGAGCAUCCGGAAGAGGGGACUCCUUCUCCAGACCGCGUUUCGGAGUGGGAGGGGGAAAUAAGGCUUCUUCAUGGCAGUGCUAGAUCCUUUAGAGAACAACUUGUUUGAUCUUCCUGAUUAUGAGAACACAGAAGACGAAACAUUCCCACCUCUUCCACCUCCUGCCUCUCCAGGAAGAGAUGAUGCAGAAUGGGCUCAGGCUAAUGGAGAUCCAGAUGGAAACCAGCAGUCCCAAACAAAGGAUUCUGCUGUGACCACACAGAAGGCAGUAAAAAGACCAAGGCCUAAAUUAGAUGCCCAAAGGUUAAUUUCAGAAAGAGGGCUUCCAGCUCUGAGACACAUGUUUGACAACGUCAAGUUCAAGGGCAAAGGGCACGAGUCUCCCUUCUCUGUCGGCUGUAGCAGCUGGGUGUUGUGUUUCCUGCUCCAGGCAGAGGACCUGAAGACACUGAUCCAACAUAUGGAGCACUGGGCUCACAGACUGUUCCCAAAACUGCAGUUUGAGGAUUUUAUUGACGUAGUGGAGUCUUUGGGAAACAAAAAGGAGGUUCAGACCUGCCUCAAGCGGAUUAGACUUGAUCUUCCUAUUUUACAUGAAGACUUCAAAAAUAAUGAAGAAGGAGAAGGGGAAAGCAAUGGGCUGGAUGCAGCUGCUGAAGAUGCCCAUUCCCCCUCUGGCAGUGCAGAGGAGCUGAAUUCCCUGCCUGGGCCGAGCCUGACGGAGGAGCAGCAGGAGCGGAUGAAGAAGAACCGGCAGCUGGCCCUGGAGCGGAGGCAGGCGCGGCUGCAGGGCCUCAGCCAGUCCCAGCAGCAGGAGCUCCCCAGCAGUUACUCAGAAGAGGAGUUUGACAGCCCAGUUGCUCAGGAUCCCCCUGACCUUACUGAAGACACUCAGGUUCCUGCAGCCAAGGAUGCUCCCCCAGAAGAUGGAGAUGAUGAAUUGGGAUGUGCCAGGGAAGAGCAGUAGCUCCCCCACACCGUGAAUGCCUUUCUUGACCAAAAGACUCCCUGCUUUAAGUACUUUCAUUAUACUGAAAUGUUGCUGGCUCUUGGCACUCCAGAAGCUUCAGGGAAGUCUUUCUCAUGGCACCACUGAAGGACAGAACUCAUCCCUGGAAGCUGCAGGGGAGCAGCUCAGUACACCAGGAAACAGAACAAAGUUCUUCAGCUGCACUUGAACCAUCUUUUCCACCUCCCAAAACAAUUUCUAGGACAUGUUUAUGAGUUUUUGGACCUACUUUGAAUAUAGUUUAUAAUUUAUGUUAAACCAAGUGAACUGGGAUGUUGAUGGAUUAAGUUGCUAUUAAAGGUGUGUUUGGGGUUUUUUAACAGGCCUUUUAACAGG